AUGAUUGGCGACGAGGGCGCAGCAGCCCUCGGCGGCGCUCUCGCGACAGGCGCCGCGGUGUUGACCGAGCUAAAGAUCACCCACAACGAGAUCGGUAUCGAGGGAGCCAAGGCGCUGGCCUCCGCUCUGCGCUUCAACAAGGUAUUGACCUCCUUGGACGUGGGCUGGAACAGCCUCACCGAGGAGGCGGCCCUCGGCAUCGUCCGCGUCGAGCGGCAGCGCAACAAGCUGACCUCCCUGGGCUUGGCUAGCUGCUUCAUCGGCCCGAUUGGCGCUGCAGAGAUCGCCGAGUACGUGUCGGGCAGCGGGGUGCUGACCGAUUUGCGCCUCAACAACAACAACAUCCGCGACGAGGGUGCCAAGGCGAUCGGCAAGGCGCUCGCGGUCAACGGGGUGCUGAAAAACCUCGACCUCGGCGAAAACGAGAUCGGCGACGAGGGCGCGAAGUCGAUCGGCGGCGCCCUCGCAUUCAACGGGGUGCUGACCAACCUCUUGCUCUGGAACAACAACAUCGGCGACGAGGGCGCCAAGGCGCUAGCAGCCGCUCUUGACGUCAACAGGGUGCUGACCAUCCUCGUGCUCUGGGCGAACAGCAUCGGUGACGAGGGUGCCAAGGCGCUAGCAUCCGCUCUUCGCGUCAAUACCUGGCCUCCGCGUCAAUUGACCGAGUUGGACCUCGGCGGGAACGAGAUCGGCGACGAGGGGCUCUAUGCGCUGGCCUCCGCUUUUGAGGUCAGCGGGGUGCUGACCGAUCUAUGGCAUCUGUGA
Emiliania huxleyi CCMP1516 is the source of this 768-nucleotide messenger RNA. RefSeq lists its product as hypothetical. The record is from RefSeq and is a predicted model, not a curated record. The coding region runs from base 1 to 768 and encodes 255 amino acids. The transcript has a single exon. Gene Ontology annotation, cellular component: nucleus; cytosol; perinuclear region of cytoplasm. Gene Ontology annotation, molecular function: small GTPase binding; GTPase activator activity. Lineage: Eukaryota; Haptophyta; Isochrysidales; Noelaerhabdaceae. Gene Ontology annotation, biological process: activation of GTPase activity; nucleocytoplasmic transport.